AUGCUGCUACGGCGAUGUCGCAAUGUCCAUAAUCCCACGGAAGAAUCUGAAAACGAUUUGGGUUUGGCUGAGAAUGUGGAUGCAUUGAUUCCUCCAUACGUUGUUCCAUCUACUGGUGCUCAAGUCUCGUUGUCGUCAGCUAUAGGACUAGUGAAUAGGUACUGUGCAAAGCUGCCAUCUGAUAUUUUUACUCGCCUUGUACCUCAGAAUCGUCUCAUAGCUGUGAAUUUCCAUGGAGUUACGUUGUAUAAAGCUGAGCUCUUGCUACCCAUUAACUCACCUAUCAAACGGCCAAUCACGUUAGAAACGCCCAUGGAGAGCAAGAAAUUAGCUCAAAUGGCUGUAGCACUAGAGGCAUGCCGAGUCCUGCAUCAAAACGGGGAAUUAAAUGACCAUCUUCUCCCUGUUGGGCGUGAAUCCAUAGCAGAACUCCUCAACCAGCUAGAUGAGGACCCGGAUGAAUGGGCACCAGGAUUAUCAGCGAAAGUGGGUUCGGCAAGAAGGAAGCAGCUCUAUGACAAGAGGGUUGCAACAGCUCUCCAUGAGGCUUUGCCGGUGAAAGGAGAGCCGUGCUACAUCUACGUUAUGGAACUGGAACUUCUUAAAGAGCCAUCACCAGAAUCGAACCCCAAACGUCGUCGAUUUGCUAAUCCUCUUGAUUACGAGUAUCUGUUUGGUUUUCUCAGUUCAAAGAUUUUACCGAAGAUCCCUCCAUUUGCUGCAUAUCUACGUCAAGGCGACAUGCGGGUACAUCUUGUUAGAGCUUCUACUCAGGUUACGCUAAAUAGCCAGAAUCUCACUAUGAUCAAACACUUUCAUCAUUAUAUCUUUAAAAAUGUGUUGCAAUUGUGUAAAGCUAAUUUGGAUUUUCAUAUGGACUCUUCUACACCUAUAAAUACGCUGAUCGUUCCUUUACAUAGAACGGCAUCCAUUUUCAAUGACAAAUUUGAGUACAGCAUCAAUAUGAAAUAUGUUGAGGAAGUUGUGAAUAUGAUGGGGGAAACACCUAGAGUUCCUGAUGAAGAAGAACGGAGAAAUUUCAAUCCACUAAACUAUAAAGAUGCUGUUGUGAUGCCAUGGUAUAGAAAUUUGGAACAACCAGUAUUUUACUAUGUUGCUGAGAUCCUUGAGAACCUCACACCAUCGUCUCCGUUUCCUGAUGAAGAGUACUCUUCAUUCAAUGAGUAUUUCAUUAAGAAGUACAAUUUGGAGAUCUAUGAUCAGACACAACAUUUGCUGGAUGUAGACUUUACCUCAAACCGCUUAAACUUGCUGUUACCUCGAGCUGGUGGUGGUAGAAGGAAAGCUGCAACGGCAAAACCUGAGGACAGCACAGCUCUGUCGAGACAACGUCAGAUUUACGUCCCCGAACUAAUGGAUCGCCAUCCCAUCUCAGCAACAUUGUGGAAUCUAAUUUCCGCACUACCCAGCUUCUUCUAUCGCAUCAAUCACCUUCUGCUGGCAGAUGAGCUCCGCCAAAGAAUUUUAGUAGAUGCCUUAGGCUAUACCAAGGAGGGUGCAGUAGUACCUGAUAACUAUGAAUGGGCGCCGCUGUCAUAUCCUGCCACUUAUGAAGAGAAACAAUCACUCAUUGUUACAAAAAUCCAACAGCUUAGAGAGCAAAACCGUGCUAGUGAAAUCGCUGCAGGACUAGCGAAAGAUCAAAUAGAGGACGAGAACACGUUUGAAGUAGGAGUUUGGGUGCCAGUUGUAGUUGACCCGGUAAACGAUGAGAACAUGCCGCCAGCGAAUUAUACUGCAGGAGAUUCUUUUGAUACUGUGAGUUGUCUUCCUGCCAACUUUUGA
Molecule: messenger RNA, 1806 nt
Organism: Strongylus vulgaris
Lineage: Eukaryota; Metazoa; Nematoda; Chromadorea; Rhabditida; Strongylidae
Source: the annotation of a GenBank genome assembly